CUCCUCUUCCGCUUACACUAUAUCCGUCUGCAUCUCACCGGCAUUCCUUCUCUUCCUGUCCAAAACCAUACAAAGAAACAGAACCAGAGAGAGUUUGUGAGAGAGAGAGAGAGAGAGAGAGAGAGAGAUGGGGAAAGGUGGCGAAGGAUUCGAGGGGAAGGAGCAGAACAUGGCAGCCUGGCUGGUCUCGAUUAACACCCUCAAGAUCCAACCCUUCGAUCUUCCUCCCCUCGGCCCUCAUGAUGUCCGAGUGCGGAUGAAAGCUGUGGGCAUUUGCGGCAGUGAUGUUCACUACCUCAAGCAUAUGAGAUGUGCCCAUUUUAUCGUCAAAGAACCGAUGGUUAUUGGGCAUGAAUGCGCUGGAGUGAUAGAAGAGGUGGGCAGUGAAGUUAAGUCGCUUGUGGUGGGCGAUCGUGUUGCAUUAGAGCCGGGAAUCAGCUGCUGGAGAUGCAAACAUUGCAAGGGAGGCCGCUAUAAUCUAUGCACUGACAUGAAGUUUUUUGCCACUCCCCCUGUUCAUGGUUCUCUCGCUAACCAGGUGGUGCAUCCUGCUGAUUUGUGCUUUAAGCUUCCUGAUAAUGUGAGUUUGGAAGAAGGUGCAAUGUGCGAGCCCCUUAGUGUUGGAAUCCAUGCCUGUCGCCGAGCGGAGAUUGGUCCAGAGAAGAAUGUCCUUAUCAUGGGAGCUGGGCCGAUAGGCUUAGUCACAAUGCUAGCAGCUCGUGCAUUUGGUGCUCCAAGAAUCAUUAUUGUCGAUGUAGAUGAAUAUCGUCUUUCAGUUGCAAAAUCUCUUGGUGCAGAUGAUGUUGUUAAAGUCUCUACCAGCAUGCAGGAUGUUGAUGAGGAUGUUGUUCGUAUACAAGAGGUUAUGGGUGCUGAAGUUGACGUGAGCUUUGAUUGUGCUGGUUUGAGCAAAACUAUGUCGACUGCUCUUAGUGCUACUCGUGCUGGUGGUAAAGUUUGCCUAAUUGGAAUGGGCCACAACGAGAUGACUGUUCCCCUUACUUCAGCCGCAGCAAGGGAGGUUGAUAUCGUCGGCAUCUUUCGCUAUAAAGACACUUGGCCUCUAUGCCUUGAGUUCCUCCGAUCUGGAAAGAUUGAUGUAAAGCCGCUGAUAACUCAUAGGUUUGGGUUCUCUCAGAAGGAGGUUGAGGAAGCUUUUGAGGUCAGCGCUCGCGGCAGUGAUGCAAUCAAAGUUAUGUUUAAUCUUUAGACUAUGAGCUAAGGUGUGCUUAAAGAGUGUAGCAGAGUAAGUCUCCCUUUGAUAUAGAAAUAAGAAUAAGUGGGUAUCGUGUUAAUUAUUAUCUGGAAACAUAUGUAACUGAGGAGUGGCUUUUGUUCGAAAGCUGGAACUCUCUUAUGGUAUGUAUUGUGCUCUUCUAGUCCUGUUUGAUAUUUUACUGGUUUUUCAUCUCAUAAUGAUGUUGCUGUUUACCCAUGGUCA
Molecule: messenger RNA, 1441 nt
Organism: Ananas comosus (pineapple)
Lineage: Eukaryota; Viridiplantae; Streptophyta; Magnoliopsida; Poales; Bromeliaceae
Product: sorbitol dehydrogenase
Exons: 6
Coding region: 128-1210 (360 amino acids)
Molecular function (GO): oxidoreductase activity, acting on the CH-OH group of donors, NAD or NADP as acceptor; zinc ion binding
Source: RefSeq, a predicted model, not a curated record